Phyllostomus hastatus (greater spear-nosed bat) is the source of this 6234-nucleotide messenger RNA. RefSeq names its product protein kinase D3 (gene PRKD3). The transcript has 19 exons. NCBI's taxonomy places the organism in Eukaryota, Metazoa, Chordata, Mammalia, Chiroptera, Phyllostomidae. Gene Ontology annotation, biological process: protein phosphorylation. Bases 838 to 3510 code for a protein of 890 amino acids. The record is from RefSeq and is a predicted model, not a curated record. Gene Ontology annotation, molecular function: protein serine/threonine kinase activity; ATP binding.
CGCCCUCGGGCCUCAGGACGGGACGGGGCGGAGGCGGGAGGCGGAGGGAGGAAGGGGUACCAGCAGCGGGCGGGAUCCUGCGAGGCGCGUGAAGCCUCGCUGGCGCCUCGUCUACGACUGGAACGCUGGCGGGCGCGGAGUUUCUCACGGCCGGCCGGGCCCGCCUCUGCUGACUACAUCUCAGAAACAAUCAGCUUUUCUCGAUGGACCCAUUCAUCAAAUGAAAUAUGCCUGUACUAUUUUAAAAAGCUUUGUACUUCAUAAUGGAAAUAUUUACCCACCUUAAAAAUGAAAAUGAGGACAUUUGAGAAGGUGAUUUAAGGUGUGGACAUUUGAGAAAGUACCCCAUCAAAUCAGUGAACCAAAGGAUAAGUACUGAAUAGAUUAAUCCUAAACACCUAUUUUUUUUUUAACUGGGAGGAUUUCAUCCUAACAGAAAAACAACUUUUAUUCAGUAUGUAUUUUCUGAAAUUAAAAGAGAGAGACAAGAAUAAAACUUAAAAGGAAACAGAUGAAGAAGUUUAGAAAGUAAGCAAUGUCAACUCUUUUCUGAUGAGGAUAAUUCAAUGAUGUUAUAUCCUUUCCAAAUCCCUGGUUGUGGUCCUAAAGCCAAGACUCUUUUUUGAUGGGACUGAUAAUAAAGGAAGUAGGACCUUUUGUGAAUUCAUUUCACAGUUGUAGAUCUUGCAGUCAUCAGCAUGAGUAGCUUAAAAGAGGAAAUAAGUUUUCAAUUAAAUCUAAAAGUACAGUCAUUCUUUUCCUGCUGAGAUUUUAAAAGCCUCUUCAUAACCAUUGAAAAAGAAUUGACAACUAUUUUAAAAGAUUAAAGAAAGGCAGAUGUCUGCAAAUAAUUCCCCUCCAUCAGCCCAGAAGUCUGUAUUACCUGCAACUCUACCUACUGUGCUUCCAGCUCCUUCUUCAAGUUCAAGUCCUAAGACGGGACUCUCCGCCCGACUCUCUAAUGGAAGCUUCAGUGCACCUUCGCUCACCAACUCCAGAGGUUCAGUGCAUACAGUUUCAUUUCUACUGCAGAUUGGCCUUACACGGGAGAGUGUUACCAUCGAAGCUCAGGAACUCUCUUUAUCUGCUGUCAAGGAUCUUGUGUGCUCCAUUGUUUAUCAGAAGUUUCCAGAGUGUGGAUUCUUUGGCAUGUAUGACAAAAUUCUCCUCUUUCGCCAUGACAUGAACUCAGAAAAUAUUUUGCAGCUGAUUACCUCAGCAGAUGAAAUACAUGAAGGAGACCUAGUAGAAGUUGUUCUUUCAGCUUUGGCCACAGUAGAAGAUUUCCAGAUUCGUCCACAUACGCUCUAUGUACAUUCUUACAAAGCUCCUACUUUCUGUGACUAUUGUGGUGAGAUGCUCUGGGGACUGGUACGUCAGGGACUGAAAUGUGAAGGCUGUGGAUUAAAUUAUCAUAAACGAUGUGCCUUCAAGAUUCCAAAUAACUGCAGUGGAGUAAGAAAGAGGCGUCUGUCAAAUGUGUCUCUGCCAGGACCUGGUCUCUCAGUCCCAAGACCCCUGCAAACUGAAUAUGUGGCUCUUCCCACCGAAGAGUCACAUGUUCACCAAGAACCAAGUAAGAGAAUUCCCUCUUGGAGUGGCCGCCCGAUCUGGAUGGAGAAGAUGGUGAUGUGCAGAGUCAAAGUUCCGCACACGUUUGCGGUUCACUCCUACACCCGUCCCACGAUAUGUCAGUACUGCAAGCGGUUACUGAAAGGCCUCUUUCGCCAAGGAAUGCAGUGUAAAGAUUGCAAAUUCAACUGCCAUAAACGCUGUGCAUCGAAAGUACCAAGAGACUGCCUUGGAGAGGUUACUUUCAAUGGAGAACCUUCCAGUCUGGGAACAGAUACAGACAUGCCAAUGGAUAUUGACAGUAGUGACAUGAACAGUGAUGGUAGCAGGGGCUUGGAUGACACAGAAGAACCAUCUCCCCCAGAAGAUAAAAUGUUCUUCCUGGAUCCAUCAGAUCUUGAUGUGGAAAGAGAUGAAGAAGCUGUUAAAACAAUCAGUCCUUCCACAAGCAAUAAUAUUCCACUGAUGAGGGUCGUACAGUCCAUCAAGCACACAAAGAGGAAGAGCAGCACUAUGGUGAAGGAAGGAUGGAUGGUCCAUUACACCAGCAGGGACACCUUGAGAAAGAGGCAUUAUUGGAGACUUGACAGCAAAUGUCUAACAUUGUUUCAAAACGAAUCUGGAUCAAAGUAUUACAAGGAAAUUCCACUUUCAGAAAUUCUCCGCAUAUCCUCGCCACAAGAUCUCACAAACAUUUCACAAGGCAGCAACCCGCACUGUUUUGAAAUCAUCACUGAUACUAUGGUAUACUUUGUUGGUGAGAACAUUGGAGAUAGCUCUCACAAUCCUGUUCUUGCUGCCACUGGAGUUGGACUUGACGUAGCACAGAGCUGGGAAAAAGCAAUUCGCCAGGCUCUCAUGCCUGUUACCCCUCAAGCCAGUGUCUGCACUUCUCCAGGGCAAGGGAAAGAUCACAAAGAUUUGUCUACCAGUAUCUCUGUAUCUAAUUGUCAGAUCCAGGAGAAUGUGGACAUCAGUACUGUUUACCAGAUCUUUGCAGAUGAGGUGCUUGGUUCAGGCCAGUUUGGUAUCGUUUACGGAGGAAAACAUAGAAAGACUGGAAGGGAUGUGGCUAUUAAAGUAAUUGAUAAGAUGCGAUUUCCUACAAAACAGGAAAGUCAACUCCGUAAUGAAGUGGCUAUUUUACAGAACUUGCACCAUCCUGGGAUUGUAAACCUGGAAUGUAUGUUUGAAACCCCAGAACGAGUUUUUGUAGUAAUGGAAAAGCUGCAUGGAGAUAUGUUGGAAAUGAUUCUGUCCAGUGAGAAAAGUCGACUUCCAGAACGAAUUACCAAAUUCAUGGUGACACAGAUACUUGUUGCUUUGAGGAAUCUACACUUUAAGAAUAUUGUGCACUGUGAUUUAAAACCAGAAAAUGUGCUACUCGCAUCAGCAGAGCCAUUUCCUCAGGUGAAGCUGUGUGACUUUGGUUUUGCACGCAUCAUUGGUGAAAAGUCAUUCAGGAGGUCUGUGGUGGGAACACCAGCAUACUUAGCCCCUGAAGUUCUCAGAAGCAAAGGUUACAACCGUUCUCUAGAUAUGUGGUCAGUGGGAGUCAUUGUCUAUGUGAGCCUCAGUGGCACGUUUCCCUUUAAUGAAGAUGAAGAUAUAAAUGACCAAAUCCAAAAUGCUGCAUUUAUGUACCCACCUAAUCCAUGGAAAGAAAUUUCUGGUGAAGCAAUUGAUUUGAUAAACAACCUACUUCAAGUGAAGAUGAGAAAACGUUACAGUGUGGACAAAUCUCUUAGUCAUCCCUGGCUACAGGACUACCAGACUUGGCUUGACCUUCGAGAAUUUGAAACUCGCAUUGGAGAACGUUACAUUACACAUGAAAGUGAUGAUGCCCGCUGGGAAAUACAUGCAUACACACACAACCUUGAAUACCCAAAGCACUUCAUCAUGGCUCCCAAUCCAGACGAUAUGGAAGAAGAUCCUUAAUUAUCAAUGACCUAAGAACUUUAGUAAGGAAGUAUUUCAUUUUAUGGGCUGAUAUUUUGUUGCACAACUGUUGUUGGAGGUCGUCAUUUGCAAGGAUGCAAAGACAUGAGGAAAUACGAUAAGGAAUCAGUGACACCAAUACUGUAGUUCAUAAUAAGUAGGUACAAGAGUGGAAAGUAAUAAAAACACAUAAUGGAACCAAGAUGAAGCUUUUCAUAAAUUUUAUAGCAUAAGAAAUAACUGGUUUUUGUAUUUUUUCCUAAUCCUUCACUUUAGUACAAUAGUGGCACUUUUAUCUUCCCUUUCCUGUUCUUAUAUUAUUUUCAAAAAAGUACAAAAAGGCAAGCUAGAAUCCAGUUAUUACAUAGCUUGACCAAAUCAUAUGAAAGUUAUAAGGUUGAUUACUGAACAGGUUUGCAUUUAAGUGAUGUCAGGCUGCCAGCAUGCAGUUUUCUGUAAGGAUUUUAAACAUUUGUUUAACUGACCAUACAGGGAUUGAGGGGAUUUUACCAGAUACCUACAAAAGUAGUGCUGGACUUUUUUACCUUUUUCUUUUUUUUUUAGGUCAGUCAAGACUCCAAAACAGUGAUCCCUAACCUUUUUAGAGUUGAAACUCUGAAUAUCCUCUCUACAACGUAAAAAUUAAGUUGUCACCUUCUGUAUGUUACAAAAUAGCCUCCAAGACAAUUUGGGACAACUGACGUUACAAACUGGGAGUAGGAACUGCUGGUCUGAGUGUUGAGUUACUAUGUACAAUACAGAGUCUGGCACAAAUAAUGCCCCCUUUUUAUUACACAAUAAUCUUUUAUUACAAAAUCAUAAGCAUGUAAUUGUGUGACAUAAUAUCACACUCAAGCACACCAUAUGGCAUUUUAGGUGAAAUAUUCAAAUUGCUGUCAUGUAAGACAUUCAUAUGCCCUCAUAUGCCCUACCAGCCACCCUCAAUGGUAUUACUUCUGCUGGACCCUGUAUAUCUUCUCAUAGCUCAACUUAUGUUCCCACUAACACCAUUGUGCUGCCCCAGCUGGGUUCCAGCAUUCAAUGGGUGUAGACCUAAACUGUACUUAUACAAUUUAUAUUUAUACAGGGUUGACUAAUCUGAGGGAGGAAAUUAAUAAGGCCAGUGCAGGGUCAGUUAAAACUAUAGGACAGAAUAGCAAAUAGUGUCCUUUUUUCAUCCCUCAGCUUAAUGAAAGGCUUUACAGAUAGGUGGAAUGUUAUUAAUUUUUUAUAAGUAUAUUUUAUUGAUGAUGUUAUUACAGUUGUCCCAUUUUUUUAUCCCCUUUAUCCCCCUCCCCCAUGAAUCUCCCCCCUACCUCCUGCCAUGGAAUGUCUUUAAAUCAGCUAUUUUAAGCACUUUGAGUUGAGCAUGAAACACUUAUAAGGGUAGGGCUAUAUUCUCAGGAGAGCAAAUGACAGACUAAAUACUCGGCAACAUUGCAGCUCCAGUAGCCAGCUAAAGAAAUUGUUUUCUACUCAGAUAUAAUACGUAACUCAAGAGGUUAAACUUUGUCAUACUUUUUUAAAAGUUACUAAUAGUUUCCUCCCCCCAAAGAAGUUUAAUAUCUGGGACUUACAAAAUCUAACCGCUUUUUGUUUAACUUUUUCCCCUCCCAAAAAGAGCAAAAGAUUUGGAAUCAGAAGAUCUGGGUUUAAGUCUUGUAAGUCUUGGCUCCUUUUGCUAGCUUCACAGGUCUGGCCAGGUGACAGUUUGUCUGAGCCUCGAGUUCCUCGAACUGUAAAAUGAAGAUCGUAAUACUUGCCUCUGCCUUUUUCAUUGUUUGAAGAUUAGAUAUAUAUGAACAGAGUCAAUAAACUAAAAACUAUAAAUUUAACUAUUACUGCCCACUGAAUUAGAGGCAGCAAAGAAGAUUGGUCAUAUAUGAACAAAGACUUAGAGCCAUUUGAGAUCUCUGAAGCUACUCCCUUAACCUAGGACUGAAAACAUACUGGAGAGAAUAGCAGGAAACACACAGUGUUCCCUAGUUCUGAGCUCUUUAGUUACCUUAUCCUCACAACUGCCAUGGGCUAUGUGGCAUAAGGAACCCCAUCUCACAGUAAGUGAACUGAGGAACAGGGAGAUAAACUAGCUGCUGAAGGUCACACAGUAUUUGAACCCAAACAGUGUGGCUCUGGAGUCCCUCUGUCUCCAGGAGACAUUCCACGUCUCUCAGUAUUUCAUUCUCAUACAUGAGUUUUACAAGUCUAGUUACUUCUGCAAAACUUUUUAGAAACGUGGUUUCCCUAGGAUAGAAGAUGAUGUCCCCAAAUUUCUGCUAAGUCUGUUUGUAUCAACGUGCUGAAAUGGCGUUAAUUCUGAGUCACUAGGCACUCUGUUUUGGUUUUACUGCAUAAGGUAAAAAUUAACUGGAAUGGUGUUUGUUUGCUAUACUUACACGAGUUAUAAUCAAAUUUUACAAGCCAUGAAGUUAAUUGCACUCUUUCUGUUUUUGUUGUUAAAUGCCUAAGAAGUUUCCUAAAUUCAUAAAGGCACUGUUAGAUAAUUUGGAGUUAAGUAAUGACUCCAGAUACUGUAUAACCUCUGUAACCUUUUUUUUUGGUGUUGAAGCCGUGUUUAUAUAAGAAAUAAUUGUGAGAAACUUUUGAUAAUGUACAAAGUAGUCUAUAAUGACAAUGUUCAGUACAUUUUUAUAUUUUUUGUUACAUCCCACUUUUUGUAAAUACCCUCGAAGAAGCUUAAUAAUAAAAUGUAUUUCCAUAUCA